CACCCUAAUAGGUUUUGUUCGUCAGCAAAAAUCACGUGGGGCAGCAGUAAAAGCUGUCAACUUAUAAAUGCUCUAUGUGAAAUAGUUACUUAAGUAGAGACAACACAUUAAGUAUGCUUAAUGCGAUUAAUAUGACACACUUCUCAAGACGCGCCAGUUAGUCGGAGGAUUUCACAUGCGUAUUCGGAGGAAGUUUAAGGACAGGUUUAAACCACCGAAGCCAUGAAUUGGAUAAAAAUAUCAGUGGUUCUUUAUGUGCUUUGUGUUCAGUGCUCUGCAAUGUCCAACAGUGAACUUGAAGAUUUUGUUGAAUUCCUACACAAAACUUCGCGGUUAGAUCAAGUUUUGAAAAGUGCUGAGCCCGAUGAAGAUUAUGAUGAAGAGGAGUCUAUAUCAGAUCAUGCAUGGGAAGAGAGUGGGAAGUUCGAAGGAGAUCUCAUUCUAAAUGACAGACAACGAAGAGUGAUCGUGGAGGAUGUCGCAGAAGGAUUAUCAAGAAACGGCCUUAAAGACACUACUAAAAGGUGGCCUAAUAACGAAGUGAUAUAUUACAUACAAAAAGAACACUUUUCCCAAGAUCAAAUGCAAGCUAUCCAAGAUGGUAUAGAUGACCUAGCUCAGGCAUCUUGUCUGAAAUUUCGGCCAUACCAAAAGGGCGACAGAGAUGCGGUAGUUAUACAGGGUAGCAGGCGAGGAUGUUUCUCUCAAGUGGGAUAUCAAGGAGGUUACCAAGUAUUAAAUCUAAACGCCCGGCACCCACCGGGUCGUGGGUGUUUCCGACACGGCACCGUGGUGCAUGAGCUUCUGCAUACCCUUGGAUUUUUCCACAUGCAGAGCAGUUCUGACAGGGAUGAUUAUGUCGAUAUUGUGUGGGACAAUAUAGUUCAAGCUGCCAGAAAUAAUUUCAGAAAAUACAAUUCAUUUUCUGUAUCGGACUUUGGGGUCGGGUACGAUUAUGAUAGCGUUCUGCACUACAGCCGGAGAGCUUUCUCUACCAACGGGCAGGACACGAUAGUUCCAAAACAGAACGGAGCACAAAUUGGGCAGAGAGUUGGUCUAUCAGAUAAAGAUACUCAGAAAUUGAAUAAAAUGUAUUGUGAUGGUAAUGAAGCGGAUGAAGAGGCGUCACAUAAGACAGAGAAUAAGAAAAAUACUUCCAAAAACAAGCCUUUUCAAGGUCACGGCAUCGGUUACCAUCAAGGUAAAGCUAUAGUAAUUAAAUUGUUACCGGCGGCGGAAACAUAUCAGUUAAGUGAUAAACCAAUUCAUACAUUUGAUUAUUUUAGUAAAACGCCGCAAGCAGUGCCGACGUCGAAAACUGAAGAACUUGGAAGAAAUUUAGAGCAUACCCUCAGACCACCAGAGUAUUUGAAUACACCUUUUUAUAAAGAUACUUACCAAAGAGUUUCACCGUUGAACUUAUACAGUAAUACUGAACAAGGUAAGAUCGAAAGUCAUCCAAACGAGGAGUCUUAUAAUAAUAAGCGCCAUAAAUUUACUGAAGGAGGCGUGGCAUUAGUUACUAAAGAACACGAGCUUAUACCUACCCAAGAUAAGAAUUACAUAUAUAACACUUUCGAAAAAUUGGGAAAAGUAAUAAAAGGUUAUGAACACCCGACUUACCAAAGUAUUAGAGAAAAUGAUGGAUAUAAAGAUUUUUAUCCGCAUAGAAGAUCAGAUAAUAUCAAUGUAGAAUAUGAAUACAAAGAUUCUGACGAAGUUUCAGAUCCACGUUUAGUACAAACCAAUGCAAAACAUGCUGCAAAGUUUAUUGAAAGUCUGCAUAGUUCUGCAACCGAUAGAUUACACUCAGAAAAAGGAAGUAAGGAGGAGAAUGAUGACCCUACUGAGCUUUCGAUCGAUGAUGAAGAGAUGAAAACCUUCAGAACUUCAUUUUUAAGAAAGACUUAUGAACCUUAUAAAUUUAUUCCAUCUCCAAAAUAUGUCAAACCAGCAAACCUCCGACAAAGACAUGAUUAUAGCAGUUUGUAUGAUCAAAGUGUAGAAGAAAAAAAUAGUGAAUAUCCUAAAGAAAAAUACAAAGUUUUGGGAGAGGAAGUGCCUUUGUACGAUUCUUGGUUUAAAAAUCACCAACUUAAAGAAAAAAAUAACAACGAUAAGACCACCGAAACCCACAACGAUAAGACAAUCGAGGCCGACGACGACGACGACGAUUCAACACCAGAAUUACUUUCUGACUUUGAACAUACAAAUACCAGCAAUAAAGCAUACACAUAUGUAGGAUUUCCCGUUCAAUUAUAUAGUUGGUACAACCAUAGAUAA
Amyelois transitella is the source of this 2283-nucleotide messenger RNA. RefSeq lists its product as uncharacterized. Gene Ontology annotation, molecular function: zinc ion binding; metalloendopeptidase activity. Gene Ontology annotation, biological process: proteolysis. The transcript is spliced from 6 exons. NCBI's taxonomy places the organism in Eukaryota, Metazoa, Arthropoda, Insecta, Lepidoptera, Pyralidae. The record is from RefSeq and is a predicted model, not a curated record. The coding region runs from base 223 to 2283 and encodes 686 amino acids.